Molecule: messenger RNA, 540 nt
Organism: Charadrius vociferus (killdeer)
Lineage: Eukaryota; Metazoa; Chordata; Aves; Charadriiformes; Charadriidae
Gene: SMIM14
Product: small integral membrane protein 14
Exons: 4
Coding region: 31-336 (101 amino acids)
Cellular component (GO): endoplasmic reticulum
Source: RefSeq, a predicted model, not a curated record
ACAGACAAGUUCAAGUUUAUUCAGAGAACCAUGGCAGAAGGUGGAUUUGAUCCUUGUGAAUGCAUUUGCUCGCAUGAACAUGCAAUGAGAAGACUGAUUAAUCUGCUGAGACAAUCCCAGUCGUACUGCACAGACACAGAAUGCCUUCAGGAAUUGCCAGGACCAAAUUCUUCCACUGACAAUGGCAUCAGCUUUGCCAUGAUAAUGAUGGCCUGGGUGAUGAUCGCACUUGUCUUGUUCUUACUGAGACCUAGUAAUCUGAGAGGAUCCAACACAGCCGGAAAGCCAACCAGCCCACAUAACGGACAAGAACCACCAGCCCCACCGGUGGACUAGAGCAUUCAGUAUUGGAAAAGUUCAGCAGCUAAAACCUUGCACGACCAAAUGAACGAAGUGACCAGAUUACUCCUAGACUCCAUUCAAUACUGUUUUCUUUUCUGAUUUAUAUAGAGCAGAAUUAUCAUUCAGCAGUUAUCUUCAUGAACUGCUUUUAGCGACUUCAAUUUUAAUUUUUGCUUUGUAUGUUAUUACAAUUCCUAG